GCAAAAGAGAUUCCAUACGGACUCGAUUUCGAUUUUCUCUUUAACUUUCCUGUAAUAACAGCAUUUUUCCACAAGGAGACUGAAUAUCGCGCACGGAAUUGUGGGUUGUUUUCGUCUGCAAACGGAUGAAGUAUUAGGUGUUACAUGUAUCUUACAUCAUAAGUUUAAACGUUAUUCUGUCGCUUAAAUGACUGAAAAUUUAAUCGCGGGUAUUUAGCCGUAGUGACAUGCCCUUCUUAUAAUGGCAGAAGGGGGGACGCUGGCCUUGUUGCCACAAGAUCAGGGAAAUGCCGAAGAACAAUCUGAUGAGGUACUGGCUUUAGAUUCUAUAUUUGAUGGCACUGGCAGAUUUCUUGUUGUGGAUGGUCCACUUCAGGAUGGAGACAGGAAGAAAAGCCAGGAAUAUGUUCUUCAGAUACUUGUUCAAGUGAAGCUCCCAAAUGAGGAAAUCUCUGUAGAAGCCUGGGUUCCAGAUGAUCAUGAUAUAACAGCCACUUAUCAAGCCAUGGCUGAGAUGCCACCAAGCAACAGGCCAAAGUUUGAGAGAUCUUGUUCAGGGAGAAGAUGGCUGACUGCCUUAAAGAUGAAGCACCUGACCCCUAUGUGUCUCCAGCUGACCUUACCCAACAGUUACCCAUCCCAAGAAGCCCCCUCCUUCAGCCUGUCCUGCCUGUGGCUGACUGCCACCCAGCUGGGGGCACUGUGCCAGCAGAUGGACAAGUUGUGGGAAGAAAUGCAUGGGAUGCCCAUCAUUUAUACAUGGGUGGAUUGGCUGGAAAACAAUGCUCUCAAUUUCCUAGGUAUAACUGAUACAAUAAUUAUUAGUCCUCCCAUAGAUUUUGGGCCAGAUCAAAGUAUUAUAGACCAACGUGCUAUCCCUGAAUGCAGUGACUUGGAAUCUGACAUUUUGACAAUGCUCAGAUAUAGUGCAGCCCAAGAACUAGAGGAGUUUCAUAAGAGCCAGCAGGAAUGUGAAAUUUGUUUUGAGGAGAAACAAGGAUUUGAUUUCUUCCGCCUGUCUGAUUGUAAGCAUCACUUCUGUAGAGAGUGCAUGACAGGGUUUUGCCAGAUGCAUGUGAAAGAAGGCACUGUACAGCAGCUCAGGUGUCCUAAUAAUGAGUGCAAAGAAACAUUACCACCAUUUAUAGUAAGGGAAGUGCUUGGAGAAGAAGAAUAUAUAAGAUGGGAAAGACUCCUGCUACAGAGAGCAUUGGAAACUCUUGGUGAUGUGGACUGGUGUCCAAGGUGCAACAGCCCUGCCACACGAGAAGAAAAUUUUGCUCACUGCACAUACUGCACAUACAGUUUCUGUACACAAUGCAGGGAACCCUCUCACAAGGGCAGUAGAUGUUCAAGUAUAGAGGAAAAAAUUCAGAAACUGGAAUCAGAAAUGAGAGCUGUUGGCAUUGAUGAAAAUGUACAGUGUUCUCAAAGAAGGAAGCGGGAAUUAAUCAAAGAAUUGCUUCUGUCCAAAGAACAAAUUGAUAAUGAAUGCAAGAGAUGUCCAAAAUGUCAGGCCCCAAUAUAUAAGUUUAGUGGGUGUAACAAAGUGGUGUGUACCAAUUGUUCUACAAUGAUGUGCUUUUUGUGUGGCAAGAAAAUUCAAGGAUAUGAUCACUUCCAAGAUGCCAAAUGUGAGCUAUUUGCUAUGGAGCCACUUGUGAUACACAGAAGACAACUACAACCACGCCCCCGACAUGAAGGGGCAGUUCGUGUUGAAGCCCAGUUGGAGGAAGACCCAAAUGCAAAGAAUAACUUAAUGAAGUGUUUGAACUGCAAGCAGCCAAACAUAAGGCAAGAUAAAAACAACCACAUCAAGUGCUGGUGUUGCAAGAUAAAUAUGUGCUUUAUGUGUAAGAAGCGUUUUCAGGAAACUGUUACACAGCACUAUACCUCAAGUAAACCAUGCCAGCAGCACACUGAUUGAAUGAGGAGUACAACAGUUUUUUCAUAUAGAAAAUCUUGUGAAAGCAAGGAGAUUAAGUCCCUCGCCAGUAAUCAAACUUAAUGCAACAUUUUAUUUAUCAACUUGAACAGAGUUCCUGUGUGCCAUUAAUACACUCACAAGUUGUAAUUUUUCUGACCUCAAUUUUUGUUUAGCCCAAGUGCUUUAUUAUAAAAAUUAAAGCACUUUUAUACCAGUAAAAAUGAGGUUUUGUGAUCUGUAAAUACUAAGUGUGUGAUAUCAUGUCAUUCUGUGAAAAUAUAAUAAUAUGUUUUUAUCAAUAAAAUUUUAUUUCU
Lingula anatina is the source of this 2241-nucleotide messenger RNA. RefSeq names its product E3 ubiquitin-protein ligase RNF14. Gene Ontology annotation, biological process: protein ubiquitination. The record is from RefSeq and is a predicted model, not a curated record. NCBI's taxonomy places the organism in Eukaryota, Metazoa, Brachiopoda, Lingulata, Lingulida, Lingulidae. Gene Ontology annotation, molecular function: ubiquitin-protein transferase activity; zinc ion binding; protein binding.